AUGGACGCCUCCUCCCUCCGCAUCUCCAAGUUCGAUGGAACUAACUUCCACGCCUGGAAGUUCAAGAUGCAGAUGGUGCUGGAGGAACGGGACCUAUGGGAGGUCGUCAGCGGUGAGAUCAAGGCGGAACAGUGCGAGACUCAGUUGGACCAAGCGACGUACAAGAGGAAGUCAAGAAAGGCGAUGGCAGUGAUCUGUCUAGCCAUGGAAGAUUCCCAGCUACCGUUGGUCCGGUCGGCAAGUGGUGCAUGCGACGCAUGGUCAAGGUUGGAAGACCACUUCGAGAAGAAGAGUCUUGCCAACAAGCUGUUCUUGCGCCGUCGCUUCUUCACGACAAUGAUGGAAGAAGGCGACGAUGUGCUCGAACACAUCAACAAGCUCAAGACGCUGGCGGAACAGCUAGAAGCGGUGGGGGCUCCAGUCUGCGAGGACGAUCUGGUGAUCACACUCCUCGGCAGCCUGAGUGACUCGUAUCAAUUCUUGAUCACAGCUUUGGAGUCGCGCUCAGACACUCUUAGCUGGGAGCUCGUGACGUCUCGACUGCUUCAUGAAGAAAUGAAGCGGAAGGAGCAAGGAAGUAAAGGUGAUGAAGCUUCGCAAGGUCAAGCGUUCAUCACAAGGGACAAUCAGCGCAAAGGGCGACCAGUGAAGAAGUCCUGGCCGUGCCACAAUUGCGGAAAGAUUGGUCACUGGAUGGCGGAGUGCCCCUCGCGCAUCCAAGAAAACACGGAGAGACACCGGCCACAGCGUGCUCAAGACAGCGGCGACCGCUAUCGAUCACAACGUGCAAACGUCGCUCAAGAAGAAGACUCGGGCGACUACCUCUUUUCGAUCGGUGAAACGACAUCUGCGAAAUCGAGGGACAUCUGGCUGGUCGACUCCGGGGCGACGCAGCACAUGACGUGCUCCAAGAAGUUCAUGCGGAACUACAAGGGGUUUGACGCUGUGGAUGUCCAUCUCGCGGAUGAUGGAAUCGUCCAAGCAAUCGGCAGUGGGGACAUUGUCAUGUCGAUGAAGACACCCCAAGGGAUGAAGAAAGGUGUGCUCACAAACGUGUGGCACAUCCCAAAGUUAUCCAGAAACCUGUUCUCGGUCGGCCGCUUCAUCAAGGAUGUCGGCCCAGUGACGUUCACGAAGGAUGGGUGCUAUGGAGAAGCGAAAGGGACCAAGUGGAAAAUUGGUGCCCGUGAAGGUAAAGGACUGUUCAAGCUGCAAAUGACUCCAGUGGCGCCGGAACAAGCAAAUGCAGCCAAGUCGUCGGGAUGUCAAGGGGGCACCAAGUCGUACCUCUGGCACCUUCGGCUUGGCCCACAUAGGUCACGAUGGACUCAAUUGCAUCGUGACGAAGAACAUUGGAAUUGGCAUCGACAUAUCUUCGGUGAAGAAGUGGGACGUGUGUGA
Peronospora matthiolae is the source of this 1401-nucleotide messenger RNA. The record is from the annotation of a GenBank genome assembly. NCBI's taxonomy places the organism in Eukaryota, Oomycota, Peronosporomycetes, Peronosporales, Peronosporaceae.